ACUACAAUUCCCAUCACCACAUACGCAGCAUACGGAAGUGAUUCGUUACGAUAAACGCACUUCCGCUACGCCGCUAAUUCCUUUCCUGUCUGCGGCCUCCGGCAAGAUGGCGGUGCAAAUCUCUAAGAAGAGAAAGUUUGUGUCAGAUGGCAUCUUCAAGGCCGAGCUGAACGAGUUUCUGACCCGAGAGCUGGCUGAGGAUGGUUACUCGGGUGUGGAGGUCCGUGUGACCCCAACAAGAACAGAAAUCAUCAUCCUAGCCACCAGGACCCAGAAUGUUCUGGGAGAGAAAGGCCGCCGCAUUCGUGAACUGACUGCCGUCGUUCAGAAACGCUUCGGGUUCCCUGAAGGUAGUGUGGAGCUGUACGCUGAGAAGGUCGCCACCCGCGGUCUCUGCGCCAUCGCUCAGGCAGAGUCUCUGCGCUACAAGCUGCUCGGAGGACUGGCUGUCCGUAGAGCAUGCUACGGUGUUCUGCGCUUCAUCAUGGAGAGCGGGGCCAAGGGUUGUGAGGUGGUGGUUUCUGGUAAACUGAGAGGUCAGAGAGCCAAAUCCAUGAAGUUCGUGGAUGGCCUGAUGAUCCACAGCGGAGACCCCGUUAACUACUACGUCGACACGGCUGUCCGCCACGUGCUGCUCCGACAGGGUGUGCUUGGAAUCAAGGUGAAAAUCAUGCUUCCUUGGGAUCCCAGCGGUAAGAUCGGCCCCAAGAAGCCCCUGCCUGACCACGUCAGCAUUGUGGAGCCCAAAGACGAGGUCCUGCCCACCACCCCAGUGUCCGAACAGAAGGGGGCCAAGCCCGAGGUCCCAGUCAUGCCACAGGGAGCCCCAGUGCCAACCCCUUAAAGAGGUUGACCAUCAUUGAUGGAAGGCUUGUACUUUUCUGUAUAAAUAAAAUGAGAAAUGGCGAAA
Carassius auratus (goldfish) is the source of this 910-nucleotide messenger RNA. RefSeq names its product 40S ribosomal protein S3. Bases 107 to 844 code for a protein of 245 amino acids. The transcript has 7 exons. The record is from RefSeq and is a predicted model, not a curated record. Gene Ontology annotation, biological process: translation; positive regulation of apoptotic signaling pathway. Gene Ontology annotation, cellular component: nucleus; cytosolic small ribosomal subunit. Gene Ontology annotation, molecular function: structural constituent of ribosome; RNA binding. NCBI's taxonomy places the organism in Eukaryota, Metazoa, Chordata, Actinopteri, Cypriniformes, Cyprinidae.